AUGGCCUGUUCGUUCCUCAUCGUCAGCACUGUUGGAGAAUUUAUUGCCACCUGUAUUACAGUCUCCAUCAAAUACCCUUACGACGUGGGAGCUUGGAUCAAAGUCAACGAUAGCGAAACGGACGUGGCCAAGAUAUAUCUCUUGCAUUCAAUCUUUUGGGAAAGUCCAAACACGGCGCGUUCGAAGGAACUCAAGGAACAACUCACUGUCAAUGUAUCUGUGGAUACUUCGUUAACUGAUCUCGAGACCCUUCGCGCCCUACUCGCGGCUUUCGUAGCUGAAAAUCAACGCGACUGCUCCAGGAGAUUGAUCUGCGACUCAUCUCAGUCUAUGGGCCGAGUUCCAGCACAAAAGCAAUUCAGCAUCCGAACACGUCCCGAUCCCAACACCACAGCAAAUUCGUCUGCGCCUUAUUGUCUGCAAUCCGGAAAGUUCCUCCUGGUGGCGCUGGUCUCUAGUGGAUUAAUGGGAGCCCUUAACUACACAGUCCCUGUUAUAGACGAGGCGGCAGAGGCGGCUAAAGCGAAAUUCGACGAAGAUCAAGAUGCGAAGAGGAUGGUUCUAAGCACGAGCAUCCCGGAAUGA
Messenger RNA from Rhinocladiella mackenziei CBS 650.93, 585 nucleotides. RefSeq lists its product as uncharacterized. Bases 1 to 585 code for a protein of 194 amino acids. The transcript has 2 exons. The record is from RefSeq and is a predicted model, not a curated record. Lineage: Eukaryota; Fungi; Ascomycota; Eurotiomycetes; Chaetothyriales; Herpotrichiellaceae.